UUCUCCUCGAUCUCUGCUCCCUCCUUAUCACCCUCACCCUGUCUGAGUUGGUUAGUUUCCGAAAUCGAAAUUCCAGAGAGAACCAAAGUCUCUCUCGCCUCCAGAGAAGCGACGACGUCGUUUUGGUCCCUCCCCGUACAGACAUGGCCUUCGUUUCCACCGUCGGGAGACUCCUCUUCGCCUCCGUCUUCCUUCUCUCUGCUUGGCAAGAGUUUGAUGAGUAUGGCUCUAAUGGUGGACCGGCGGCCAAGUUCUUGAGGCCGAAGCUCGAUGUUUUCUCCGGCCAUCUGCUGGCUCAUACCGGUGUGGAGCUGCCCAAGCAACUCGAGAUUAAGCAUUUGGUGGCGGCAGCGAUUGUGUUGAAGGGUGUUGGAGGUCUGCUAUUUGUCUUUGGGAGCUCUUUUGGAGCUGUUAUGCUGCUUCUGCAUCAGGCUAUUGCAACUCCUAUAUUGUAUGACUUCUACAACUAUGAUGCCGAGAAGAAGGAAUUUUAUGAACUCUUUUCAAAGUUUACCCAGAAUUUGGCAUUGUUUGGGGCUCUGCUCUUUUUCAUAAGCAUGAAGAUAUCAAUGCCAAAGAAGCAGCUCAGGAAAAGAACUCCCAAAGCGAAAACUACAUGAGGAAUGAGGAGCGACCUUGGACGAUGUAAGGGUUUAGUUUCUGACUGCACCUGACUUUUCACAAGGAACUAGUUUUGCAUGCCUUUACUCUGUAUCUGGUUUUUCUUUUCAAAAGUUCUAGGAAAAAAAUUAGGGAAAGAUGGCUUAUUGUGUAUUUUGAGGGGCUGAUGUUUUAUUUCCUUUUGAGCCAGUUUGCGAACCUCAGAAAGAUACAGUAUUUAUUAAUACUACGCCUUGUAUGAGUUGUUUAGUUCAACUACUUUCCAUUCUUGUUGCA
This is a messenger RNA of Argentina anserina (silverweed cinquefoil), 897 nucleotides long. RefSeq lists its product as uncharacterized. Lineage: Eukaryota; Viridiplantae; Streptophyta; Magnoliopsida; Rosales; Rosaceae. The transcript has 5 exons. Bases 144 to 620 code for a protein of 158 amino acids. The record is from RefSeq and is a predicted model, not a curated record.